AAAAUUAAUUUCUUCUUAAUUCUGUAGCUUUGAGUUCGCAAUGAAUAUUUAGGACUUAUCUUGUAAAUUGUAUAACUUUGCAAAGAAAGGUCAUGUAGAGCUGGGAGAUGUUUCAUUUUAAUCAGAAAUGUGCGGGCUACAAUCAUGGCUUAUUAAAAAAAGUUUUGGUUAUCUUUUAGAGUUUCUGCUAAACUGGUAAUCCAGAUAAUCGGGUCCUCGAAGGCCUAAGGGUAGCUCUCAUAUUCAUAUUCGGAAUCAGUGUGGUUGAAUACCUAUAACUCACUGAUUUGGCUGAAAAGACGAGGUAACAGUUCGAUAGGUUCCCUUGUAAGACAUUUUUGAUAAACUAAUCUGUUAUUUCUUAGUUGUAUGAUUUAAUGACAAUGGCAAUCAAAUAUCAAGUAACAUUGUGUCCACGUGCAAAUGAUAUCAAGAAAGUGACAUUUAAUCAUGUGAAUGCAAUUCGAAAACUAAUUAAAAAUCCAAAUAUUUUAGAAUUAUUAGAUAAAGCAUAUUUUACAUUUAAUCAACAUUUUGACGACAUGAACGAUGUUGAAUGGUUAUUAGUUCGCCAUACAAUAUUAAUAUUUUUCCAAGAUAUUCAUAUUCGAGUAUCAAUAUUUCUUAAAGAAAAUGUACAAACAUCGACUGGUCGAUUUUUAUUACCCAUUGGUGGUUGUGUACCGUCUAGCUUUCAAGUACCCGGUGAAAUACGAACGUACAAACGUGGUCGAUUACAAAAUACAAAUUCAUUUAAUCCCAGUGAAUCCUAUCAAGCGUCGGAUAAUUCAAGACCAUUUAAACUUGGCUCAAAUAUGUAUUCGAAAAAUCGUUCAGUUGAACCAGUUGUUACAAAACCAAUGACAUCAUCAUCUGUGAAUGCAACAUCAGAUAUUGAUAUGAUUAAUCCAGAUCCUUCAAUGAUUUCACAAUUGAAUUUAUUAUCGUCUAUAAUUGGAAACAAUCGUUCCGAAUCAAAAAGCAACUUUAUCAAAUUAUCAUUGUUCAAUACAGACGACGAUAGUGACGAAAAAAUAUAUGUGAAAAAGCCGGCAGUGAACGAAGAGAAAAGACAACCACCAUCAAACAAUGAUAUCAAUAUUGAUGUGACCAAGCGUGGUCAUAAUUCAAAAUUGAUGAAUGUAAUAAAUGAUUUUAGUUUCGAUAAAAAUCAACGUGGUGGUAAAAAUGACAAUGAUGAAGAUGAUGAUGAUCUUUGCGCAAUGAUGGAUAGAUUACCGCCUAAAAGACGAUAA
Molecule: messenger RNA, 1256 nt
Organism: Didymodactylos carnosus
Lineage: Eukaryota; Metazoa; Rotifera; Eurotatoria; Philodinida; Philodinidae
Source: the annotation of a GenBank genome assembly